Messenger RNA from Postia placenta MAD-698-R-SB12, 677 nucleotides. RefSeq lists its product as hypothetical. The transcript has 3 exons. Bases 231 to 386 code for a protein of 51 amino acids. NCBI's taxonomy places the organism in Eukaryota, Fungi, Basidiomycota, Agaricomycetes, Polyporales, Adustoporiaceae. The record is from RefSeq and is a predicted model, not a curated record.
UAGAGUUGGUCUUUCUCCGGCUUCCCGUGCUCACACUUGUGCUCUUUCUCACACUCGUGCUAUCCUGAGCAACCGUCUCACGAGUCCUCUCGUCGCCAGCUAUAUAUAAAGUCGAGUGGCUUUUUAUAACGAACGACCACGAAGUUUUACCUCGAAGACCUCUGGCGCAGCCUACUCAUACAUUUUUGUCGUAAACUUGUCCUCAUAACGCGUUCGAGUGCGUGACAGACAUGCGCUUCGCAACAAUACUUAGUCUGCUCGCUGUCCUCGCGAUUGGUGUGUCCGCUAGCCCGGCGCCCAUCCGCCCAGCGGGCAGAGAUGUCGACGCCGCCGCAUCCCCGCAGCGCCCGCACGUCUACAGUCGCAGGCCCCGCGCGCACCCGUGAAAACGCACACACCCCAUAUCUCCUCUACCCCUAUUUUUAUGCAUGGACCCUUGUACAGAACGGACAGCCUUGACCCUUAUGACACGGACACGCUAGACUAUUCACUCGUUCUACGACCACAGUCCUUUUUAUUGUACAGAACGGACACCAUCCAAUCGCAUCGCUAUGCCCGCUACGCACCUCACGUUUUACGCCGUGCUGCUUACCAGCACAACGAUCCUGUAUCCUGUCAUACUAAAUACGUAUAUUCUGUAGCAUCUUCUGUGCAUAACGGACGAUUUCAUUUAUGUG